AUGCUUAAUAACAAACCUCAAGGGAAUUUUCCUAGAAAUACUGUGGUAAAUCUUAAGGAGAACUGUCAGGCAAUUACGUUGAGGAGUGGUAAGCAAGUGGAGCAGCCCAGUGUACAACAAUCAGUAGUACAGAAUGAAGAGUUGGGUGAGAAAUCCGAUACAAUUGAGAAAUGGGUUACUGAAGACCACCACAGUUCAGAAAAGAGUCCUCCAGUUGUUGUUGAUCAACCAGCUUUAGAGCAGAUGCCCAGUUAUGUGAAGUUCAUGAAAGAGAUUCUGUCCAAGAAGAGGAAGACGGAGGACUAUGAGACGGUGGUGCUCACCGAAGAAUGCAGUGCAACAUUGCAGAGGAAGUUGCCCCAAAAGUUGAGAGAUUCGGGGAGCUUUACUAUACCUUGCACAAUAGGGAAAUUUGAGUGUAAGCAUGCCUUGUGUGAUUUGGGGGAGAGUAUAAAUAUGAUGCCUUUAUCUGUGUUCAGAAGACUUGGUUUGGGGGAGGCUAGUCCUACUACAGUCACAUUACAACUAGCAGAUCGUUCAGUUAAACAUCCCAGAGGAAUCAUAGAGGAUGUCCUUGUUAAAGUGAACAAAUUCAUUUUUCCGGCAGAUUUCAUCGUAUUAGAUAUGGAAGAAGAAAAAAAUGUCCCAAUUAUUAUGGGAAGGCCAUUUUUAGCUACUAGGUAG
Messenger RNA from Humulus lupulus (European hop), 684 nucleotides. RefSeq lists its product as uncharacterized. Lineage: Eukaryota; Viridiplantae; Streptophyta; Magnoliopsida; Rosales; Cannabaceae. The transcript has 2 exons. Bases 1 to 684 code for a protein of 227 amino acids. The record is from RefSeq and is a predicted model, not a curated record.